UUCGUGUAUACUAUGUGCUUCCUCAGUGGUAAAGUUGUAAAGCUGGGGUCUGAAUUUUGAUGGUUGGACUGAAGCAUCUGGUCUCCAGACAGCACUUAAAUCUUUUUCUAUCAUAAUCCUACCUUGUUCAUAUUAAGCAGGAUGGACCUCAAUAUGACAAAUCUCUGGUUUCAUGAGAAGGAACAUAUAGCUGCUUCUUCAUUGUCCCAGGCUGAACCGGCUGCAAUAAAUUGCAGGAAUGAAGACCUAGCUGUAUCAGCAGUGAACUUGGGUUGCCUCGGGAGCUCAGAAACAACACACGAUUCUAGAAAAUCAUUUCAGCAUGGCGAUCAAAAUUUGGCUGUUCCUGAUGAUGGCUGCAGGCUUGUUCUUGGACUUGGGCCAACGCCAAAUCUAUAUUCUGCUGAUACUCACUCAUAUGGUGGAAACAAAGCUUAUGAAUCUGCAACUUUGCACACCCAACAUUGUGCCACAACCGAUCCUGGUUUAAUGCUGGGUCUUUCAAGAUGCAUCACAAGAAGUUUACAACCCACAACAGCGAGUGGCAGUGAGAAGUAUUCACAUGCAAGAAAAAAUGGUAUCGUAUUCCCACAUAUUGAUGAGGGGUUAACUUCAGCCAAAAGGAAUUUAGAUGGUUAUAUGCUUUCGCUUCUGUUUGCGCCAGACGAUCCUUGUCUUAAUGGAACACCUCCAGAGACUGAUGUACAACAGCACGAUGGAACUGGAUGUAAUGCUGAAGGCGAUCAUGAUAGAUCACUUAAUCAUCACGAGGCUCAGCUUAGCCCUGAUCUGUCCAUAACAACUGAUUGUUCUUUUGCUGCAACUUCUAAUAUAGUAGUCGGUACAACUAGUGGGGAGCAGAGAAGUCAUCAGCGCCAUCCAAAGAAGUGCAGGUUCAAUGGAUGUUCAAAAGGCGCAAGGGGUGCCUCAGGACUUUGCAUUUCCCAUGGCGGUGGUCAGAGGUGCCAAAAGCCUGGUUGCAAUAAAGGCGCUGAGAGCCGAACAACAUAUUGCAAAGCUCAUGGAGGAGGAAAACGGUGCCAAGAGUUAGGCUGCACCAAAAGCGCCGAAGGGAAGACAGAGUUCUGUAUUGCUCAUGGUGGCGGUAGCCGGUGCGGCAUUCAGGGAUGUGCGAAAGCAGCACGAGGGAAAUCAGGAUUCUGCAUAAAACAUGGCGGAGGGAAGAGGUGCAAGAUAGAGGGCUGCAGGCGGAGCGCUGAAGGACAACCUGGGUUGUGCAUCUCGCAUGGAGGCGGUCGCCGGUGUCAGUACCCAAACUGUGGUAAUGGUGCACAAGGAAGAACCAUCUUUUGCAAGUCCCAUGGUGGAGGCAAGAGGUGCAUGAUUGAAGGCUGUACCAGAGGCGCCGAGGGCAGCACGCAGUACUGCAAAGGGCAUGGUGGCGGUAAGAGGUGCCUCUUUGAGGGAGGUGGGGUGUGCCCAAAGAGCGUUCACGGCGGAACUAGCUUUUGCGUCGGGCAUGGAGGAGGCAAACGUUGCACUGUCCCGGGUUGCACCAAGAGUGCUCGUGGUCGCAGUGACUGCUGUGUGAAGCACGGUGGUGGCAAGCGAUGCAAGUUCCAUGGGUGCGACAAGAGUGCACAGGGGAGCACAGACUUCUGCAAGGCCCAUGGUGGCGGGAAGCGAUGCGCCUGGAGCACCGGCUGCGAGAAGUUUGCCCGGGGAAGGAGCGGUUUAUGCGCUGCGCAUGCAACCCUGAUGGCUUCCAACCAAGAUGUUGAGUCCGGACAGGGAAGAAGCAUGGUCGGGCCUGGCCUCUUCAGCGGCAUUGUCUCUGCUUCCUCGGCAGCGGGUAGCAGCAUGGACCAUGCCAUCUCCUCUUCGGGUCAUGGCACGUGGUCGGACUGCGUCGACUCGUCAGGAGACACCAUGCUGAGCGGCGGCAAGCUAUUGAUACCUCAUCAGGUGCUGGUCCCUGGCUCACUGAAGCCCUCUUCUUCGUGCCGCCUAGCUGGCAACGGUUGUGGGGAGGACGGAGGGAGCCGGAGCCAGAGCUUCGGGCUCGUCGUGCCCGAGGGAAGAGUGCAUGGUGGAGGGCUGAUGUCCAUGCUUGGAGUUGGAGGCAACCUGGAUCUGGUGGCCAAUCCUGAUGGUUCGAAAGCCUGAAACAAGCAAAGGAUUGAGGCCAUUUUGCGCGCCUUUCUGUUAUACUUCUUGCAUGUAGCAUAUGCAUGAUUUUCAAAUGGCCAUUGCGCCCUUAUUGUACUUCGUAAGUGGAACUGGAUUAUGUGGCAACCGGUCCUUGUGUAACAUAUAUUUGCUGUUUACAGAGUGCUUUCAGCAUUUAGUCCUUUGUGUACAGAGCUUCAUUGCUUCAAGCUGGGUUUCGAACUUGUAUAAGCUUGUAUCCUUGUUUCUGUGAAUUUUGCAAACCGAUUCUCUGAAAUCGUUGCUUC
Molecule: messenger RNA, 2417 nt
Organism: Phragmites australis (common reed)
Lineage: Eukaryota; Viridiplantae; Streptophyta; Magnoliopsida; Poales; Poaceae
Exons: 1
Coding region: 142-2127 (661 amino acids)
Source: RefSeq, a predicted model, not a curated record